UGCGCAGGCUCACAUCGCCACAGAAUGCGGAUUUCGAAGCUAAUGAGAAUAGCUAGCCAGUAAGCUAAAAACAAGCUUCUUGUUGUUAGGGUUUAGAAGGGUACAAUGUCUAAAACGUAUCCACAGCCCCCGUCAUCUUCGGUAGCGACGAGUGCCGGAGGACCCUCUUCGUCCUCUUCGUCUUCGCCUGCAGGGGGGUCAACAUCUCCUGCAACCGUGUUGAACGUGCAGCCCGAGAAACCUCAACAUUACACAUAUCUGAAGGAGUUUAGAACGGAGCAGUGUCCCCUGUUCGUACAACAUAAAUGUACACAGCACCGUCCUUUUUCCUGUUUCCACUGGCACUUCCUGAACCAGCGACGCCGCAGGCCAAUACGCAGACGGGACGGAACCUUCAACUACAGCCCAGAUGUUUACUGUACCAAAUAUGAUGAGGGAACAGGCACCUGCCCCGACGGAGAUGAGUGCCCAUUUCUGCAUCGAACAGCAGGUGACACAGAGCGCAGGUACCAUCUCCGCUACUAUAAAACUGGAUCGUGUAUCCAUGAAACUGAUGCAAAAGGCCACUGCAGCAAGAACGGCUCCCACUGUGCAUUUGCUCACGGAUCACAUGACCUACGCAGCCCCGUUUAUGACAUCAGGGAAAUGCAGGUGAUGGAGUCUCAAGGAGGCUCAGGGACCACAGAAGGAGGUGGAGGAGAUGGGCAGUCGGGACAGGCAGCGAGUACAGCCCUCAUAGAGAAGAUCUUGAGUGAGGAGCCACGCUGGCAAGAUAAUGACUACGUGCUGUCCCAUUACAAGACAGAGCUCUGUAAGAAACCACCUCGCCUGUGUCGUCAAGGUUAUGCCUGUCCGUAUUAUCACAACAGCAAAGACAGGAGACGCAGCCCACACAAGCACAAAUACAGAGCGUUGCCAUGUCCUGCGGUGAAGCAAAGUGAAGAGUGGGGAGAUCCCAGUAAAUGUGAGGGAGCUGAGUCAUGUCAGUACUGCCACACGAGAACAGAACAACAGUUCCACCCAGAGAUCUAUAAAUCCACCAAGUGCAAUGACAUGCAGCAGUGUGGCAGCUGUCCCAGAGGGCCCUUCUGUGCCUUUGCUCAUGUUGAAAAGCCCUUUGUUCCAGAGGAACCAUCAUUCCCCAACCCCAGCUCCCCUCCACCCCCUAGACCUCCAGACCCUAUUCCUGUCCAGGAGGUUUCUGCCAGUCCCGGUUGUCACAACAUGGGGUCUUGCUCUAUCUCGGACCCCUUCUCUCCUUCUGCAGGCUCAUGUGUAGCAGAGCAGGGCUUGCUUGGUAGCGUUUUGUCUCUGUGUGAGGACAUGAGUGGAUCUGCAGAACCUCAGUCUCCGUGGGCGGGAGAGGGAGGGUACGGCAGGGCACCUGGCUUUGAGAGGGAAGAUCAGGCCAAGCAAAGGGGUUUUGCUCUAGAGCAGCGGCACAGAGAACUAGCAUCAACUCAGAACAAACAGGACCUUCAGGUGUUUUUGCCAGUUGGCAGCCCUUUGAGUCUGUCCUCCAGUAUCCCCUCUAGUCUGGCAGCCACACCGCCUAGCCCUGCUCCUCUUGGACCCCCAGGAUCCAGCAUAUCCUCUGGAAUGAAUGCUAAUGCCUUGCCCUUUUACCCGACUAGUGAAACAGUGGAAUCAGUUGUUGAAUCAGCCCUGGAUGAUCUUGACCUGAAUGACUUUGGUGUGUCGGCGUUGGAGAGAAGCUUGGAGAGCAGCUCUGCUCUGCCCAGUGUGGGAGUCAUGCUGGGAGGUAGCCAGCUUCAGAGUUCUGCCCCAGUGAACAUCCCAGGGUCUUUUAGCAGCUCCGCUGCUUUUAGCUCACCUUCACCAUCUCCCCCAGUCAGGCCGCAUGCUUCACCAUUCUUUUCUACUCAUCUGUCCCAACCUGGCCAAUCAGAGAGCAGCUUCCUGGGACCAUCUCAUAGCUCUUUAGGUCUGAAUGGUAUGAGUACUAAUAUCUGGGAGCACUUCCCAUCAGGCCAGGGGUCUCCUGGUACACCUCCUACCCUACUGCCCUCUGCUCCCUGUGCAGAGACCUCCAGGCUCAAACAGGAGCUGGAGGAAGCUCACAGGACACUGAAGCAGUGGGGUCACAGCUGGAGACACACAGCUCAGUCGUUUGCGGCACUGAAAGCGGAUGCAGAGGAGUCACGUGCCCAUGCAACGCGGUUAGCCAUGGAAGCAGAAAGAGCCAGGCAGGCUGAGGAGGAGGCGCAGAGACAAGCUACUCUCCUGCAGGAGGCGCUGGAGAGCUUAAGGAGCGGAGAUAAUCCUCAUCUGUCACUGCACCAACUCCAGCUACUACACCGGCUGCCGUUGGAGUCGGUCCUCAGUUUACAGGCUCAGCUUUGUACCUGCUUACAUGCUGUGGAACAGGUGGUGUACAGGAAACAGAGACAGUGCUGCGUGACGUGUGGAGAGCAGGGCUCGCUGUCGCUGCCCUGUGGCCAUGGACUACAGUGUGAGAGCUGCUCCACCGCUACAGAUUGCCCACUGUGCCCUGAACAGAGCCUGGAACAGCAGCUCUCUUGACCUCACAAUUCAGUGGGACCACCACAGAUUCCAGACCAGUCAGUCCUGAUUCCACAGACACCAGCCUUGAAUUGUGUCAACAGUUCAGAAUUACCCAGAGGUCAUUUUGUUAUUUGGUAACAAAUCAAGCACUGACCUAGUUGUGUACUUCUAAGAUGAGAUUUACUCACAAAUUGCCAGCUUGGUGAGCUGUAGUCACUAAGUAAAAGCUCUUAAUGUGGAACUUUGAAUGAUGUUUCCAGUGUUACCAGUGGAACAAUUUCUUUUCUUUUUUUAACUAGAUGAUGCUUUUGACCAGCAACACUGUUCUUUCCACCUGCCCCUGAGUUGUGAAAAUCACUUUAAGACCUGCUGUCAUUUCUUGUGUAACCCUAGCUAUGAAACAUUUACACAAAUAGUUCUCAGUUUUUUUUUUUUUACUCUAAACUGAGUGUUUUCCAUCCAUGUGCAACAGGUCAGCAGUUUAUUUUACUUUAUUUUUUUUAUUUAUUGUUUAAUAUUUUUGAGCCAUCCUAACAAAAAUCAAGAGGUCUGAAUGAAAACACUUAAAGGGCAUGGUUAGUUUCAUCUAGCAACGAGUCUAUAUUGUUACAGUCAAAAAGAGGAUAUCCCAGUCUACUGAUAUCACAUUUCUAGAUUUUGCUGCAUUUUUUUUCUCCCCGUCUUUAGCUAAGGAAAAUUAUUUACUGGUCAUUGUUAACAGAAAUAUAAAAACAAUAGUAGGAAUAUUUGUUUGAAUUUACAACAGAUGGCCUCUGUUUAAAGCACUCAGGUUUUCUCUAAUAUUCUUCUACAUUAACUGGAAGAGUAAGCAUGUUAACACAAUCGAGGCAAACAUAGUCAACUUGUGUACUCUUUGAAAAGACAUAUUUUUAAUUUUUACUUUUUCAUGUUAACUCAGACAUAAGUAUUUUUAUUAAAACCGGCCCCAUUGCUGUGUUUAAAUCAACGCGCAACAGGUUUAUCUGCCAAUAUUUUAGCAUUUGUAGUAAUCUUUGACAUUUCAGCGUCAAAUGUAGUCUUAUAUAAUAUAAUAUAUAUAUAUAUAUAUAUACAUACACACACACACACACACACACACACGCACAUGCAUACACACACACAUAGUUAAGUGAUGUCAUACUUAUCUCUUGCACUGAUUAGACAAAGCAUCAGGAAGCAUACAGGUAUGUAAAGCUGUGUGAGGCUCAAAGUGUUCAUGAUCACUGUGAUGGUCUUCAGUAAACUCAUGCUCAGCAUAAGGUCCACACACAACUCAUGCAACACCAGUGUUUCCUUCUGAGUGGAUUUUUUUCAUUGUUUUUGGUACAGAUCAUUAAAACAAAUUGUAUAUUUUUGGAGGAACAGCUUGUUUCUG
Messenger RNA from Pelmatolapia mariae (spotted tilapia), 3901 nucleotides. RefSeq names its product unk zinc finger (gene unk). The record is from RefSeq and is a predicted model, not a curated record. Gene Ontology annotation, molecular function: metal ion binding. The transcript has 15 exons. Lineage: Eukaryota; Metazoa; Chordata; Actinopteri; Cichliformes; Cichlidae. Bases 106 to 2544 code for a protein of 812 amino acids.